Messenger RNA from Capsicum annuum, 411 nucleotides. RefSeq names its product vacuolar protein sorting-associated protein 28 homolog 2-like. Lineage: Eukaryota; Viridiplantae; Streptophyta; Magnoliopsida; Solanales; Solanaceae. The record is from RefSeq and is a predicted model, not a curated record. Gene Ontology annotation, molecular function: protein-containing complex binding. Gene Ontology annotation, cellular component: ESCRT I complex. Bases 1 to 411 code for a protein of 136 amino acids. Gene Ontology annotation, biological process: protein transport to vacuole involved in ubiquitin-dependent protein catabolic process via the multivesicular body sorting pathway. The transcript has a single exon.
AUGAUAUUGGAUCUGCCUUUGUGUGCUAAUAACAGUAAACAAACUAGCAAUUUGAUCGUUUUUGGGAGUAUAUUCAUAGUAAACCGGCUUUUGGAUUGCUCUGCUGCCUUAAAUCGGCUUGUGACCUCUGGGGCGCCUGCCAUUGUGGAGCACCGUGCCGCCGUUGCAACUUCAGCUGUAUCCUCAGCUUCUGUUGUGGCUGAGUGUGUGCAGAAUUUCAUCACUGCCAUGGACUCUUUGAAGCUGAAUAUCGUCGCUGUUGACCAGGUCCAUCCCCUUUUGUCAGACCUAUCAUCUUUCCUAAAUAAACUUUUUAUUCUGCCAGCUGAUUUUGAGGGGAAGACAAAGAUGAGAGAGUGGCUCUCAAGGCUAUCAAAAAUGGGAGCUGCAGAUAAGUUGACAGAACAGUAG